Molecule: messenger RNA, 1320 nt
Organism: Clavispora lusitaniae ATCC 42720
Lineage: Eukaryota; Fungi; Ascomycota; Pichiomycetes; Serinales; Metschnikowiaceae
Source: RefSeq, a predicted model, not a curated record
AUGCAAUCUACUCAGAACUCACUAGGAUUCACAAUCCGCCGAGUCACAUCCGGUCUACUGCCACAACAAGUGAGGUCGGAAAUAGGUGAAAGAUUCCGAAGGGAUGCACUGUCAGAUUUUGAAGAUGCUCGCAUCGAAACACCCAUUACCAUAAGAGAGAGCACGCAGUCGUGGAAAGAUUCGAGAAGUGCAGCUGAGUCCUCAUCUCCUAAAACCAAUGGGGAUGAACCACAUGGGGCAGCUGAGAGAUAUCAGAGCUUUUUGCUCAGAGAAAGAGAAACCAUUCGCAACGAACAUCUUAUUGGCAAGAGCACCGAAAGCCUAUCCAAUCAAUAUGGAGCCGGAAAUACCUCCAGCCUGUUACUUACUCAUGAGCAACCCAAUGAGCAGGAAAUAGAAUUCGACUCCUCUGAUAGGGAAGAAGUCCUGUCACUUCCAUCAAAGUCCCAUAAAGAAGACAUGACUUCUGGCGCCAGUACCAAUCUCUUAACUAGCAACGACACUGACAAUUACAAAACUAACCUUACGCGUACACCUCGGAAAAGGUCGCCGCUACGAAAAGAAGUUCGAGUUAAUUCAAGUAGCGUGAAGUCAGCAGCCGAGGAAAUCGCAGGACAGAUUGCUCGUAGUGGGGCAACAAAAUCCAAAUCAACUCAGGAGAUCAUAGACCAAAUCAACUCCAGUGUGGAGCGAUUACGAGAGCGGGAUAUGGCUACUCUUGUUGGUGCAGAUACUGACGAGGAGCUGGAAGAUGAUGGCGAAAUACUCCGCAGCCUCGAUGAAUUUUUGCCGAAGGUGACUUCUAAUAUUCUACCCGAGAAUGAUUCACCUGAUGAAAAUAGUCCAUCUUUAAAAAACAACCAGUCACUUCGACAUCUGCCUACUGAUAGCAAUGUAUCUGUGCAAAGAAAUAUUCCCAUUUUGAACCCAUCUCCGCUCAUCCAGCCAGCUUCAGAAAAGAAGUAUACUCCCCUUCCAAGUUCUCCUACACGCAAUCCAACAUCCUUCAAAGAUACAGCUGUGCUGCUAAGGAAUGAAUACAGUUCCACGAGAUCGACUAAAAGAAGACCUGAGACUACGUCUCGAAAGCUUUCAGGAAAGUUUGCGAGAAAUAUGCUUCGCAAACGCCAUUCAUACAAACAAAACAGGUAUCAAAACUGGUCGAAGAAAAAAUGGGAUAAAUUGAAGGGUUUGUUGGCGCUGCUGAUUCCUAAAGAUGUGAUUAUUAACAGCAGUCUUGUCAUGGAAGAUCUUGGAUGUAACAGAUCAGAAUUGAUAGAAAGAAUAUGCUUUCUUGAACAAGGGAAGCUCCCCUCGUGA